AUGGCAGAUGAAGACAAACAAAACAGUGAAAAUGUCAAAGCGGUUGCCAUAUCUGAAGAUACUGACCGAGGUGUUGCUCCUAUUAAACCUCAAUAUUUAACUACCAAGGAGCACUUCCAUGAAUACCUUGAUGCUGAUGGUAAAGAAGUUACGGAAGAGCAGAGUAACAGAGCCGGAGAGAAUGAUGACAGUAAUCAUUUCACGGAUGAACCUGUUGCAAAACAGAUUAAACUGGAUGAUUCUGCAAAGGAGAGGGAAGAGCAGAAUAAGACUGCAGAGGACAAGACAGAGAAGAAAAGAGCCAGAGGCCAGAACAAAAGUCGCCCUCAUGUGAAAUAUAAUCAGUAUGAACAGCAACGGUUGUGUCCAUCAGUCACACAGGAAUGUGCCAGCAAAUGCUUCUUUGGUGAGAAAUGUAAGUUUUUACACGAUGUGAAGAAAUAUCUGUCAGAGAAGCUGGAAGAUAUUGGUCCCAGGUGUCACCUCUAUGAAACAUUCGGCAAAUGCAUCUACGGUGUCUCAUGCCGCUUUGCCAAAUCCCAUUUGGGAGAGGAUUUCAAGAACCUCAUUAACCAGGAACUGGUCAAGCAGUGGGAAGGCAAAGCCCUGGUUAGGAACGGCCUGAACAAAGAUCUCCAGAUGCAGCUGCGGAAGAGGAAGGUUCAGUUUGACAAAGCUGACAAGUUCCUGAAGCAUUUCAACAAAUCCCAAAAACCUACUCUCAGUGUGACAACGACCAGCUCGGGUCAUCAACAGACUGCUCCUUCCAGCACUGAUUGUGCUAAACAGGUUUCAGAUGAUGGAGAAAUGAAAACUGUAUCAGUGACAUCAGGAGCUCUAACCGAUGAAGAUAUUAUAAAGCUUAGACCUUGUGAAAAGAAAAAGAUUGAUUUCCGAAAUAAACUCUACCUUGCACCAUUAACCACAUGCGGCAAUCUCCCAUAUAGAAGAAUAUGCAAGCGACUUGGAGCAGACAUCACAUGUGGAGAGAUGGCCAUGUGUACAAACCUCCUCCAGGGUCACUCUUCUGAAUGGGCACUGGUGAAGAGGCAUCACAGCGAGGACCUCUUUGGAGUACAGCUAGAGGGCGCUUUUCCUGACACCAUGACUAAAUGUGCUGAGCUGCUGAACAGGACCAUCGAUGUGGACUUUGUGGAUAUCAAUGUUGGAUGUCCGAUAGAUUUGGUGUACAAUAAGGGUGGUGGUUGUGGAUUAAUGACUAGAACUAAUAAAUUUGAACAGAUUGUUAAAGGAAUGAAUUCGGUUCUGGAUGUUCCACUGACCGUGAAGAUCAGAACCGGAGUCCAGGAGAAAGUCAGUUUGGCUCAUAAGCUUAUCCCAGACCUGAGGGAAUGGGGAGUUUCUCUGGUCACUCUUCACGGCAGAUCCCGAGAGCAGCGAUAUACAAAGCUCGCAGAUUGGGAAUAUAUUAGCCGUUGUGCCAAGAUUGCAGAUCCACUACCUUUAUUUGGAAACGGGGAUAUAUUCUCCUUUGAGGACGCUAAUCGAUCGUUGCAGACUGGGGUUUCAGGAAUUAUGCUGGCAAGAGGUGCGCUGGUAAAGCCUUGGCUGUUCACAGAGAUUAAAGAGCAGAGGCACUGGGACAUUUCCUCAUCAGAGAGAUUUGAUAUUCUCCGAGAAUUCACCAACCACGGCAUGGAGCACUGGGGCUCGGACACACCGGGGGUGGAGAAAACAAGGCGGUUUAUGCUGGAGUGGCUCUCCUUCCUCUGCAGGUAUAUUCCUGUUGGCUUACUGGAACGUCUGCCACAGAAGAUCAAUGAGCGACCGCCCUACUAUAUGGGAAGAGACCACAUGGAGACAUUAAUGGCAAGUCAGAAUGUGGGAGACUGGAUAAAGAUCAGUGAGAUGCUGCUGGGACCCGUUCCUGCAAACUUCACCUUCCUCCCAAAACACAAAGCAAAUUCUUACAAAUGA
Molecule: messenger RNA, 1938 nt
Organism: Staurois parvus
Lineage: Eukaryota; Metazoa; Chordata; Amphibia; Anura; Ranidae
Source: the annotation of a GenBank genome assembly